This is a messenger RNA of Babesia microti strain RI, 2862 nucleotides long. RefSeq names its product NAN1, UTP17, WDR75, NET1-associated nuclear protein 1 (U3 small nucleolar RNA-associated protein 17). Gene Ontology annotation, molecular function: protein binding; RNA binding. NCBI's taxonomy places the organism in Eukaryota, Apicomplexa, Aconoidasida, Piroplasmida, Babesiidae. The transcript has 3 exons. The record is from RefSeq and is a predicted model, not a curated record. Gene Ontology annotation, cellular component: nucleolus. Gene Ontology annotation, biological process: positive regulation of rRNA processing; positive regulation of transcription by RNA polymerase I. The coding region runs from base 1 to 2862 and encodes 953 amino acids.
AUGGAAGCCCAUCUGUCCAAACCGAAUGGAAACGAUUAUCAUACCCAAAAUGGUGGCUCUAAAAGUGAUAGUCUAAAAUGUAGUUAUAAGAGUCCACUAUUUGGCGGCUACUUCUUAACCAGCGCCCCCUGCUAUUCCACAUGUGGCUUAUACAUAUUUGUAAGCAAUGCUUCUAGAGUACAUGUUUACAACUCCAAGGAUUUAUCUUACAAAUUUGUACUUCCUCCCACUGAUUCAAUCAUAAAUAUCGCAGUCUAUUGCUGUAGUAACGACUAUCUGCUAGUGCUUUCAAGGCUGGGCAAAUUAAUAGUCUAUAGGAUGGAUGAGGAAUACUCCAGUUUCGAUAAAUUUGCCGAGUAUAGUUUCACUGGGUUGGAGAUGCUGGAUAUGAAGGUGUCAAAAUUUGGCACGAUUUUUCUGGUAACCAGGCAUGAUUCCAACACCAUUGGCAUUUGUAAACUACAAUUGAACUUUAGUGUAUCGUGCACCGAGAUUGUGGAGUGCCGAGAUAAACUAGAGUAUAUAUGCAAAUUUGAUCGUGAUAUAAGCUGUUUUGCCAUAUCAUAUACCGGAGAAAUGAUCGCAGUUUCCGUAUACAAACUCUUAAUGGUAUUUAAGGUUGUCGAUAUGGGCAGUAUCAAUAUGAAUAAAUCAGCAAAUUUGGGUAAUUUGGUAAUGUAUUGCACGUUAUCUCUGCAUCAGAUUACAACUUUGUCAUUCCACCCAAGACAAAAUUAUCUGGCAUCCGGAGAUAUCACGGGCAAGGUUAUUACAUGGCACAUAAAACAAUACGAUAAUCAGUCAAUGGCGGUAAAUAAUCCACUUGUGUUUAGCGCCUCUUCCGUCGCCCUAAAUUAUAUUUCUACUGGAAUGAUGAGUAAUGAGGUUUGCCACAAAAGGAUGGGUUGCUUUUACCUAAUUAAUAACCCAGAUAAUCCCAUAUCUCCGCAUCCCAUUGCUGAAUCACUCAUCUCUAGUGAAAACUCAGGCAAAUCGCAGUUGAAAACUAUUGAUAAACAAUUGAAUGCCGUAAAUGAUGGCUCUGGUGUUGAAAAUUUCAUUGGGUUACUCGAAUGUGACACUAGGGUGUUACAUUGGCACGCCCAUGCAAUAAACAGUUUGGUCUUUACUAAUUGUGGUAGGUUUAUGCUAACAGGGGGUGAAGAGGCAGUUGUUGUAAUCUGGGAUUUGGAAAAUGGUACCAAACGUUUUAUCACGCGUUUGGAGUCUACGAUCUUUUAUAUUGUGAUAUCAACAGUGGAUAACAUUCCCACACAAUAUCUGGUUUCAUGUGGUAGCAAUUGCGUGAAGACUUUCGAUCCAAUUUUGCUGAUGCUCAAACAUACGAUUUUUGGCAUUCAAGUCCCCAUUGCCAUGUCAAUAGCAAAUUUUGACAAUUUGAAGGGAAUUGCAAGGAUUACUGAUCAAUUUACCCUAGCCAGUACAAGUGAUGGCGCUGAAAAUAUUGUUUGUGUUAAGCCCAUGAGACGAAAUAUCUACUUUCAAUCUCUGCCACUCAGUCCGAGCAAUUCUACUCCUUAUGGCCUAAUCGCACUAUCUAUUUCUGGAGUAAAACUUCAGUUUUUUAGCGUUGUUACUGGUGUUCAGCAUUCAUAUCUUGACUUUAUUGAUUCAAAUUACGUUAGUAGGAGUCAAGAGGAUUUUGGUUUCACAUAUCUUGUGGAGGAGAUAUGUAUCAGUAGAGAUUGCAGCAGGAUUGUCGCCAGCAGCUUCAGAAAUAUGUACCAUAGCGACAGAAUUAAAGAUUCCGUGGAUUCUGAGAAACGAAUUUUGCGUUUUUGGCACAAAAAACACGAUGAACUCGGUUACAUUGUUAAUACACAAGUAAACAACGUGCACAUUACGAGGGUUUUAAAUAUUAUCGAAUUAUCCCCCGAUAGUUUUGUAAGUGUUUCCACUUAUGACUGGAAAUUGUGGUCGUUUUGUGGGGAUUCUGAUAAGUGGAGUUGUACGUUUGCUGGGUCAUUCAAGGGAUUUACGAAUUAUACCGCAUGCUUAUCCAUUGAUAAAUCAUUAAUGGCUGUGUCCCAUGGUAUGCACUUGUCAUUUUGGUAUAGCGACUGUCAAUCACUAUUAUUGCACAAGAAAUUGUCAAACGAUGUAAUAAAUUGCGUUUGUUUUGUGGACCAUCAGCAUUUGCUCACAGCUACGGCGUUUGAUAUCUCUAUUUGGGACAUAUUUUCUGGAUUUAACGAGCCUAUCCAAACGUAUAGUUAUACACAUUACAAGAUUACGCAAUUAGUAUAUAAUGAAGUGUUACCCAAUGUGUUUGUCGUUAUUGUGGGAGAUAAGACACGUAGUAAAUUGGAGGUUUUCCAAAUAAAUACGGGAAGUUAUUCAUUCAGAUCUAUACACGCAGAAGAGCAAUGCAUUCCAAACGGGUAUAUAGCAUGUUGUCUGGCUAAAUUGCCAUUGUUUGCCGUAAACACUGCAAGUGAUAAUGUUGUUGGUGAUACUCGGGCCACUAUAAACGGUGUUUGUAUUGAACAAAUAGUCAAGUCUAGCGAUUAUCUGACUCUGUUAGUUGUGCUGCUGAAUAACCUGGAAUUCCGGACAUACACGAUUGAUGUAGAGACCCAUGCUAUUAGAGUUUGUGAAUAUUUGGUGCCCUCUAUUGCAAGUACGGGGAAUACGGCCGAAAAACGUCACUUGUUUGACGGUAUCGAUGUACCUGGCGAUGUUCGUAUGGGACAGUCGAUAAAAAGAGCAUCGAUGGUUAGGCCAUUUGAGGAAGACUGUCCAACAUUUGCUCUGCCCUCGCCAAAUGUUGUAUUUCAUCGCAUGGUAAGAUCGCUGCUCAAGCCACAAAACAGUUUCCCAAGCGCCAAAAAUGGCAUGUAA